Molecule: messenger RNA, 830 nt
Organism: Nipponia nippon (crested ibis)
Lineage: Eukaryota; Metazoa; Chordata; Aves; Pelecaniformes; Threskiornithidae
Gene: TMEM231
Product: transmembrane protein 231
Biological process (GO): cilium assembly; regulation of protein localization
Cellular component (GO): ciliary transition zone; ciliary membrane
Source: RefSeq, a predicted model, not a curated record
AUGCAGAGCCACCGGUUUGCCUCUUUGCCUCUGCUUCUGCUAUACAUUAUUGUGUACGUGCCGCCGCUGCUGGUGCCCUACCGGAGCCACGGUUUCUGGCUGAAGCAGAGCACGUACCUGGAGCAGCCCACUGUGCGGUUCCGGUACGAGGUGCUCUUCGUGGCCACCAUCGGGCCCGGCCCGGGCAGCUUCUUGGCGUGGAGCACGUUCCCAGCGUUCAACAGGCUGCAGGAGGACCGGCUGCGAGUCCCGCUCCUGUCGACUAGAGAAGAAGACAAAAAUCAAGAUGGCAAAAUGGAUCAGUUGCAUUUUAAAUUGGAGCUUCCGCUACAACCUACAGAGCAUGUAGUUGGUGUUCAGCUGAUUCUACUCUUCUCCUACCAGCUUUAUAGAAUGUCAACACUUGUGAUGCAGAGCAUGGCUUUUCUUCAGUUUUUUUCUCCUGUGCCAGGGUCUCAGCUCUAUAUGAAUGGAGACCUGAAAUUGAACCAGAGGCAAUUACUUAACCAUUGUGGACUGGAUACCAGAUACAAUGUGUCUGUGGUCAAUGGCACAAGUCCUUUUGCGAGUGACUAUGAUCUAACAAACAUCAUUGCAGCAUAUUGGGAUAGAAAUGUGACAACAGUCUUUUCGGAUCCCAACCCUGUUUGGGUGACUGGAAGAGCAGCAGAUACACCAUUUAUCAUUAACGCCACCAUUCAUUAUCCAGUGGAAGUUAUCUUAUAUCCUUUGAAAACUGCGUAAACUGUGACAUAACUGGGUUGCAUUAUUUGGGCUUCCACAUAUAGGCCAAAUGAAAACUGUUUUCUUCUAGACUCGUUGCUAAACUU